AUGACUCAAGCCGACAAGCUUCCCUCCUGGAGCGCUCUCCAAGCCCACCACGAUAGCGUGGGCCGAUCUUUCGUCCUCAAGGAGGAAUUCAAAAAGGACCCUCAACGCUUCGAGAAAUUCUCCUUCAAGUUCCCGAACACAUCCGACGGCUCCGAGAUCCUGUUUGAUUUCUCCAAGAACCUGUUCAACGAAGAGACGCUCAAGAUCCUGGUGCAAAUUGCUAAGGAGUCUGGACUGGAAGAGCUCCGCGAUCGCAUGUUCAAGGGUGAGAAGAUCAACUUUACGGAAGACCGCGCUGUGCUGCAUACUGCGCUGAGAAAUGUCAGCAAUGAACCCAUUGAGGUUGACGGUAAGGAUGUUAUGCCAGGAGUGAACAAGGAGCUGGCGCAUAUGGAGGAGUUCAGUGAGGCUAUUAGAAGCGGGGAGUGGAAAGGGUUUACGGGCAAGCCUUUGACUACUAUAAUCAACAUUGGUAUUGGUGGUUCUGAUCUUGGCCCGGUUAUGGUUACGGAAGCUCUGAAAUUCUAUGGCGACCGCAAGCAGACUCUUCACUUUGUGUCCAACAUUGAUGGAACGCAUAUGGCCGAGGCUCUCCGUGGCUCUGACCCAGAAACCACGCUUUUCUUGGUUGCUUCCAAGACAUUUACCACUGCCGAGACGACUACCAAUGCCCAAUCUGCCAAGGACUGGUUCCUGGCUAAGACUGAUGGCAAGGGCGACAUCGCCAAGCAUUUCGUUGCUCUUUCUACCAACGAGGGCGAAGUUACUAAGUUUGGUAUUGAUGCUAAGAACAUGUUUGGAUUUGAGAGCUGGGUUGGUGGACGAUACUCAGUCUGGUCUGCUAUUGGUCUAAGUGUCGCCAUCCACAUUGGAUUCAAGAACUUCAAGCAAUUUUUGGAAGGUGCUCAUGCUAUGGACAAUCACUUCCGACAGACACCUCUUGAGAAGAACAUUCCCGUUCUUGGUGGACUUCUUAGUGUUUGGUACUCGGAUUUCUUUGGUGCUCAGACUCAUUUAGUGUCACCAUUCGACCAGUAUCUCCACCGCUUCCCAGCUUACCUCCAACAACUAUCCAUGGAAUCCAAUGGCAAGGCAGUUGGCCGCGACAACCAAUUCGUAAAAUACACCACCGGACCUAUCCUCUUCGGCGAGCCAGCCACCAACGCACAGCACUCUUUCUACCAAUUGCUGCACCAAGGAACCAAGCUAAUACCCACCGAUUUCAUCAUGGCCGUAGAAUCCCACAAUCCAAUUGAUAACAAUAAGCACCAAAAAAUGCUGGCCUCCAACUUCUUUGCUCAGGCUGAGGCGCUUAUGGUCGGUAAGGGUGAUGAGCAACUCAAGGCUGAGAAGACACCUGAGCCACUCAUAAAGCACAAGACUUUCUUGGGUAACCGACCCACGACUUCCAUCCUGGCGCAAAAGAUCACGCCUGGCACACUCGGUGCGCUGAUCGUUUACUACGAGCAGCUUACCUUUACCGAGGGUGCAAUUUGGAACAUCAACUCCUUUGAUCAGUGGGGUGUGGAGCUGGGCAAGAGUCUUGCCAAGAAGAUCCAAGCUGAGCUUGAUGAGCCAGGUGUCCCAAGUGGACAUGAUGCUUCUACCGGUGGUCUCAUUGCAGCUUUCAAGGAGAAGUCAAAACUGUCCUGA
Messenger RNA from Lachnellula hyalina, 1653 nucleotides. RefSeq names its product Glucose-6-phosphate isomerase (gene pgiA). The transcript has 3 exons. Gene Ontology annotation, biological process: glucose 6-phosphate metabolic process; glycolytic process; gluconeogenesis. Gene Ontology annotation, cellular component: cytosol. The coding region runs from base 1 to 1653 and encodes 550 amino acids. The record is from RefSeq and is a predicted model, not a curated record. Lineage: Eukaryota; Fungi; Ascomycota; Leotiomycetes; Helotiales; Lachnaceae. Gene Ontology annotation, molecular function: monosaccharide binding; carbohydrate derivative binding; glucose-6-phosphate isomerase activity.